This is a messenger RNA of Aegilops tauschii subsp. strangulata, 972 nucleotides long. RefSeq names its product anti-H(O) lectin-like. Lineage: Eukaryota; Viridiplantae; Streptophyta; Magnoliopsida; Poales; Poaceae. Gene Ontology annotation, molecular function: carbohydrate binding. The record is from RefSeq and is a predicted model, not a curated record.
AUGGCCUCUCCCCGUCGUCCGACCACCACACUAGUCUUUGUGUCGUUGCUAUGCCUCUACCAAGCGCCACGCUGGGCCUUCUCGCUCUCCUUCAGCCUCGACUUCUCCGACCUCACUGCCGGCACGUCGAUCCUCGUCGCCGGCGACGCCCUCAUCAGUCCACCAGCGCUCCAGCUGACGAAAAAUAGCUGGGCGUCGUACCGGUACAAAGUGCCUCUAUGGAACGGCGCCACGGGCGAGAUUGCUAGCUUCGCCACCGCCUUCUCCUUCCGGAUCACCCCAGAGAAGGAGGACAGCCCGAACGGGAUGGCCUUCUUCCUCGGCCAUCUCCCUUCGUUGGACGUCCCCCGCAACAGCAGCGGCAGUGCCGGCGGCGGGACAGGCGAGAGCCGGAUCGUGGCGGUGGAGUUCGACGCUUUCCUCAACAAUGUCGGCAUCGACGUCAGCUCCGCCAACUCCACGGCAGCAUCCGCGUACGCGACGGCGACCUGGCCGGGCAAGAACCUCACGUCGUCCAGUGUGAUGGAGGCCACCGGGAAGUACCACAAUGACACCAAAUUGCUGGCCGUCGGUCUCCUCAUCGGCGAUGCCCUGUACCAGGUCAAUGCAACCGUUGACCUGCGCAGAAUCCUAAUGGAGGAGGUCGCAGUCGGUUUCUCCGCGGCGAAUGGCGCCGCCGCCGGGCUGCACAGGAUACUGUCGUGGUCGUUCAGUUCCAGUCUGCCCGAAUCAAAGCGGGAAGCGCCGCCGCCUGCUGAACCUACUCUCCCAACCAGCAGCUACAGCCACAGGAAGGUAGCAUUGGUCCUACUAUUCAUAGGAACAAUCGCCAUGAGGUGUGUCCGGAUAGGAUUUCAGGCUGGAUUCAACCCAUCACCGGGCCAUGUUACCUUAGGCCCCGAUUGGGAUGCUGCAUUUUUGCUACCCCCGUAACCUUUUACACCCAACAAAUUCCUGGUGGAGAGUUGUAAA